CCCCGAGUGGCAGCUCUGGGCUGGGAACGCGGCGGGGUCGGCCUCUCGGCUUCGCGUUCCCGUCCCGGGUCCCGGGCGCCACAGGAGCCGGCCCUGCAGCGCAAAGCCGCGCGCGUCCACCCGCCCCACGCUCGCAGCCUCGCAGCCUCCAGGGGACACGUCAUGACUCUGGAGGGUCUGUGUUUGGCAAGGGGCCCACUGGCCCGGCUCCUGCUGGCCUGCUCAGCCCUGUCAUGCAUGGCAGGUGGCCAAGGCCGCUGGGAUGGGGCCUCAGAGGCUUCAGGUCCUGGACGUGUGCGGAGGCGGGGCAGCCCGGGCAUCUUGCAGGGGCCGAAUGUGUGUGGCUCCCGUUUCCACGCCUACUGCUGUCCCGGCUGGAGGACAUUCCCUGGCAGGAGCCAGUGUGUCGUGCCCAUCUGUAGGCACACCUGCCAUGAGGGAUUCUGCUCCCAGCCCAACCUGUGCACCUGUGCGGAUGGGACGCUGGCUCCCAGCUGCGGGGUGAGCCUAGGGUUAGGGUGCAGUGUGAGCUGUAUGAAUGGGGGCACCUGCCGUGGGGCAUCCUGUCUGUGUCAGAGGGGCUACACGGGCACCGUGUGUGGUCAGCCCAUCUGUGACCGUGGAUGCCACAACAGGGGUCGCUGCAUUGGCCCCAACCACUGUGCCUGUGUGUACGGCUUCAUGGGACCUCAGUGUGAAAGAGAUUAUCGGAUGGGACCCUGCUUUGGCCGAGUGGGCCCCGAGGGGUGUCAGCAUCAGCUGACGAGCCUCGUGUGCACCAAGGCACUUUGCUGUGCCACUGUGGGCCGUGCCUGGGGCCUUCCAUGUGAACUUUGCCCUGCACAGCCACACCCCUGCCGCCGCGGCUUCAUCCCCAAUAUCCACACAGGGGCCUGCCAAGAUGUGGAUGAGUGCCAGGCUGUGCCAGGCCUGUGCCAGGGAGGCAGCUGCAUGAACACGGUGGGCUCCUUCCAUUGCCGCUGUCCCGCUGGACACCGGCUCAGUGACAGCAGCGCUGCAUGUGAAGACCAGCGGGUCGGCACCUGCUUCUCCGUGCUUUUUGGGGGCCGCUGUGCCGGAGAUCUCACCGGCUACUACACUCACAGGCAGUGUUGCUGCGACAAGGGCAGGUGCUGGGUGGCUGGCCCAACCCCUGAGCUGUGUCCUCCUCAGGGUUCCAAUGAGUUCCAGCAACUGUGCACCCCAGCGCUGCCGCUGCUACCUGGCCACCCUGGCCUCUUCCCUGGCCUCCUGGGUUUCAGAUCCAAUGGCAUGGGUCCCGCCCUUGGGCCAGCGCGACUCAACCCUCAUGGCUCCAAUGGGCGUGGGGUCCCCAGCCUGGGCCCUGGCAACUCUAAUAUUGCAGGCACUGCUACCCUGAACCAGACCACUGAUAUCUGCCGACACUUCACCAAUCUGUGUCUGAAUGGCCGCUGCCUGCCCACGCCUUCCAGCUACCGCUGCGAGUGUAACGUGGGUUACAUCCAGGACGUGCGUGGCGAGUGCAUAGAUGUAGACGAAUGCACCAGCAGCCCCUGCCACCACGGUGACUGCGUCAACAUCCCUGGCACCUACCACUGCCGGUGCCACCCGGGCUUCCAGGCCACACUCACCAGGCAGGCAUGCGUGGAUGUGGAUGAGUGCAUUGUCAGUGGUGGCCUUUGUCACCUGGGCCGCUGUGUCAACACGGAGGGCAGCUUCCAGUGUGUCUGCAACGCAGGCUUUGAGCUCAGCCCUGAUGGCAAGAACUGUGUGGAUGAGUUGAGGAUGGGAGGAUAGGCAGGGGCUUCUGGGCCCCAUUGCUGCCUUUUUCAGCCACCUCAAAUCUUCACUAUCCUGGUCAGGUGCGGUGGCUCACGCCUGUAAUCCCAGCACUUUGGGAGGCCAAGGCGGGUGGAUCAUCAGAGGUCAGGAGUUUGAGACCAGCCUGGUCAACAUGGUGAAACCCUGUCUUUACUCAAAAUACGAAAAUUAGCUGGGCAUGGUGGUACGCACCUAUAAUCCCAGCUACUUGGGAGGCUGAGGCAGGAGAAUUACUUGAACCUGGGAGGAGGUGGA
Messenger RNA from Callithrix jacchus (white-tufted-ear marmoset), 2058 nucleotides. NCBI's taxonomy places the organism in Eukaryota, Metazoa, Chordata, Mammalia, Primates, Cebidae. The record is from RefSeq and is a predicted model, not a curated record.